Molecule: messenger RNA, 1964 nt
Organism: Culicoides brevitarsis
Lineage: Eukaryota; Metazoa; Arthropoda; Insecta; Diptera; Ceratopogonidae
Product: succinate--CoA ligase [ADP/GDP-forming] subunit alpha, mitochondrial-like
Exons: 6
Coding region: 128-1132 (334 amino acids)
Biological process (GO): tricarboxylic acid cycle
Cellular component (GO): succinate-CoA ligase complex (ADP-forming); mitochondrion
Molecular function (GO): succinate-CoA ligase (ADP-forming) activity; succinate-CoA ligase (GDP-forming) activity
Source: RefSeq, a predicted model, not a curated record
GGUGUGAGAGAACUCGUCAAAAGGUCAUUAUUUUUGCUCCACAAUAAUACUCCGGGAAUUCGAAGUGAAUUUAAACAAAAAACUUUUCUCCAUUUCCUCGUAGAUCAACGCAACGAAACCCGCAACAAUGGCAAACACCGUGCGACUAUUCUCCAAAGUCAAAGACAGCUUGCUGUUAUCUGGCGUCAGAUAUUGCUCUGUCUACAAUCAAACGAGGAACAAUUUGAAGUUGAACUCCAAUACGAAAGUUAUUUGUCAAGGAUUUACCGGAAAGCAAGGUACUUUUCACUCUCAACAAGCCAUCGAGUACGGAACUAACCUCGUGGGUGGUGUAAGUCCCGGCAAAGGCGGCAAAACACAUCUUGAUCGUCCAGUAUUCAACAGCGUCGCUGAAGCAAAAGCCGCCACUGGAUGUGAUGCCACGGUCAUCUACGUUCCUCCGCCACGUGCUGCUGCUGCCAUCAUCGAAGCCAUCGAGGCCGAAAUCCCCCUCAUUGUCGCCAUUACCGAAGGUGUUCCGCAACACGACAUGGUCAAAGUGAAAAAUUUGUUGCUCAAGCAGAACAAAUCGCGUCUCGUGGGUCCCAAUUGUCCCGGAAUUAUCGCGCCCGAGCAAUGCAAAAUCGGCAUCAUGCCGGGUCACAUUCACAAGCGCGGCAAAGUUGGUGUCGUUUCGCGCUCAGGUACCUUGACGUACGAGGCUGUGCAUCAAACGACGGAAGUCGGGCUCGGACAAACGUUGUGCGUUGGCAUCGGAGGCGAUCCGUUCAACGGAACCGAUUUCAUCGAUUGCUUGGACGUGUUCUUGAAGGAUCCCGAAACCAAGGGUAUUAUCAUGAUCGGUGAGAUUGGAGGUGUUGCCGAGGAGAAUGCCGCUGACUUUUUGUCGCAGUAUAACACGGGCAUCAAAGCGAAACCCGUUGUCUCAUUCGUUGCUGGCUUGUCAGCUCCGCCAGGUCGUCGCAUGGGUCACGCCGGUGCCAUCAUCUCCGGCGGCAAGGGAGGCGCUCAAGACAAGAUCAAUGCAUUAGAGAGAGCCGGCGUCAUUGUAACUCGUUCACCCGCGCAAAUGGGCAAAGAAUUGUACAAGGAAAUGAAACGCUUGGAAAACAUAGAAAACAAUAAAAAAUGAUCCGAAAACUAAAAAAAAGACUAAACUAACAAAAAAAAAACACAAACACACACAAAAAAUUGGAAGCUCGACCGAAUUUUGUAAGAAAUUUUUUUUUAAACAAAAAUUUUACUGCCAUCAUCUCAUAUUUUUUUCUUUCUGGGCUAAAACUACAUAACACUCUAUUCAUUAUUGUUCAAUAAAUUAAGAAAUAAAAGUUGUUAUGCACCAAUUUAAAAAAUAAAGAAAUGCACCAAUCGAUGUAAAAAAAUAGACAUGCUAAUUACUAACACCUGACUUGCUUCACUUUCAUGGGAAAAUUAACAAAAAACCAAAAAAUUAGAGGUUUCUCAUUAAUUUCUGUCAACUUUAGUACAUUAAAAGCCAUUUUAUUCUCAGGAGAAUGUAAUCACGGUGGAAACGCUUAAUUUUCAGUAGAAGCAUGAAAUUCUUUUCAGAAAGAAGGUGAAAAAAAAUUUAGAUAGAAUAUUAUCAAAAAAAUGCAUGAAAAAUUUCGGUUCCUGGGUAGAAAAAAAAUUAUUUGAUUUUUUUUAAUUUUUAAAUUUUUCUUCUGUUUAGCAACCGCCUACAAGGGAAAAAUUUUACAACAGGAAUCCACAAACUGGACUUGAAUUGAUUUUUUUUUUUAUUUUAAUAAUUUUCUAGUCGGGCGAUUUCUAAAUUCAAAAUUUGAGUUCCUUUUUUUAAUUAAAAAAAAAAAAAAAUUAUCCAGUAUUUUUUUUCGAAUUUUUGGUCCUUUUCAUGUGUUUUAUCUAAAAAAAAUUAUUUACUUAAAUUUUUUAGUUGUGAAAAUGUAUUAAAACUUUUUUUUUGUGUAUGUUGAAAAAAUUUA